AUGUCCUCGUCUUCUCGCGGCCACCUUCACCAAGCCGCACAGACUUUUGAGCGGCCUGCGAAUUAUAUCACAAGAGCUCUCGUUGCGGCAUCCUAUCCUCUCCGAGGCAUCUACUACUUCCUCCGCCAUCCAGCCUACUACCCACUCUUCCUAAGCCGUCUCCUCCCCCUCUCCCUGAUUUCCGUGCUUGUAUAUACCAUUCUCUUCACCUUCGCGUUCCUACCGCAGUAUGCCUUCCUUGCUAUAUUCCACGGUUGGGGAGCGUGGGUAAACGCCGUGGUUUUGGUGUUGGGGGAGGGUUUGGUGAUCAUCCAAGGCUUGUUCGAAGGGUUCUUUGUGGAUGAGUGUCGCGUGGAUGUCUUUGAUGCAACACUCAUCGACAAGGGUCUGGUCGACCUCAUCACGCCGCAUCGCAUCAUCUUCCCAGACGCUCCAACCUCGGUCAAGAUGCUGGGCAAACCCUCGACCGUUGCUGUCUACCAACCGUGGAGCCUCGUCCAGAUUGCCGAGCUGAUCUUUUUCCUCCCUCUGAACCUUGUGCCGUAUGUCGGCGUUCCAGCUUUCAUCUUGAUCACCGGUGCCCGACUUGGGACAUUCGCGCACUACAGAUGGUUCGAGUUACAGAGUUUGACCAAGAAGGAGCGCAAGCGCGAGAUCAGCAGGAGGAGAUGGGACUACACGUGGUUCGGGACUGUGGCAAUGUUGUUGGAACUGGUACCCAUCUUGUCGUUCUUCUUUCUGUUGACUUCGACAACCGGCUCGGCUCUUUGGGCAGCUAAGAUUGAGCACAGCACACGUCAGCCAUCGCCAGCUCCAGCUGAGUCAGGCAUAACUCCUGAGCAUGCGGGAGAGGAGUCUCCUGAUUCGCCACCUCCACCUUACUCUGAUACUCCUGUGUGA
Messenger RNA from Neoarthrinium moseri, 900 nucleotides. RefSeq lists its product as uncharacterized. Bases 1 to 900 code for a protein of 299 amino acids. NCBI's taxonomy places the organism in Eukaryota, Fungi, Ascomycota, Sordariomycetes, Amphisphaeriales, Apiosporaceae. The record is from RefSeq and is a predicted model, not a curated record. Gene Ontology annotation, cellular component: prospore membrane; lipid droplet; ascospore wall. The transcript has 2 exons.